This is a messenger RNA of Polyodon spathula (Mississippi paddlefish), 1476 nucleotides long. Its product is annotated as radial spoke head 14 homolog. The transcript has 6 exons. Gene Ontology annotation, molecular function: protein binding. NCBI's taxonomy places the organism in Eukaryota, Metazoa, Chordata, Actinopteri, Acipenseriformes, Polyodontidae. The record is from RefSeq and is a predicted model, not a curated record. The coding region runs from base 330 to 1352 and encodes 340 amino acids.
GAAGACGCUGACUGUAAACUGAACACAAUGCUAAAGUAACUGCGGGGGGUUUAAAAUAAACUUUGCAAGGUUUAUAGAAAGCCAAUUAUCUAUCACAUGUUUUUUAAGGUUCAUAUGUUUAACUUAAAUUAACUUCAGAUUUUUGUUUGUCUUCAUAUACGGUUAGGUAUUUGUUUUGUGAAACUCGUAGCCGACACUUGCAAUCUCUCCUUGCGCAACCGGGGCAACGUUACUUAUUUAGGUUUCUAUUGCAACGUGUUUAAGUAGUUUGAUUUUUCAGUUGCUGAUAUCUGCGUUUGUAUACUCUGUAUAUUUACCUCUUAUCAGAUAUGACCACUAUUCGUAUCUCGGGGAAUUUACCCCCGAAUAUCGAUUGCACCAAAGCCCCCGUUGCUUUCGGAAGACGGGCUCUGCCCAAACUCAACGAGGAACUGCAAAGCCCGGAGCUGCUUACCCGGCAAAGGGCGCUCAUGUCCCUGUGCGAUUUGGUACACGACCCGGAGAUCGCUUUAGAAGCCAUGCGUAUCGGGUGUCUGGACAGCCUAAAACUUCUCCUUCGAGAUGUGGACAGCACAGUGCGCAUGAAAACCACAGAGGUAUUCUACCGUCUCGCUACCCAUAACGCAGGAAGGGUUGCGUUUCUGAAGAGCGACGUUAUCCUUCCUCUGGCCCAGCUGUUUGAUGACCCGGUGGAUAUCUGUCGCAGGAACAUGCACAUGGCCAUUGAAAUGAUGUCAGAGUUUCCAGGCGGCGCGGUGGGGUUGGUGGAGGCUGGGCUGAUCCCCAGGCUGGUGUUCAAGCUAACCUCUGAGCUGGAGGAGAUCCAGGAGCUCAUCCUGGACACGCUGCACUUCUGCCUGUGCGUGGACACCAGCGAGGCGCUGGCCACCGAGACAGUCAGCGUACUGAAGGAGAAGCUGUCCCACUGCUCCGGCCGCAUCUGCAGCAAGGCAGCCCGAGCCCUCAUGGACAUCAGCGUGCCCCUGGAAGGAAAGCUCAAGCUCUGUGAGGAGGAGGUCAUUCCCAUCCUGGUGAAUCUCCUGGGAGACCCCAGCCCCGAGGUGGCAGCCAGCGCAGCGGGAGCCCUGAUGAGCGCCACUGUCACCACAGCAGGUAAGUAUGCAGCCCUGAGCGCAGACGCCCUGCCCCCUCUGCUGGGGCUGGUGAGGAGCCCCCAGAUGAGCGUGUGCCUCAACGCCGUCAAAGCCAUCACCGUGCUGGCAGAGGCCCCCGAGGGCCGCAAGGAGCUGCUCAAACACCUGGACCUGCUGGAGGACCUGCGGGGCCACGAUAGUGAGAUCACGAGGAGGGCAGCAGAGACCGCCAUGCGAGUCAUCACCUGGAAACCCUGACGGACCUGCAGAACAGCAUCUGCCACUGACAGCAUAAAACACUAAAUCCAAACGCCAAUCAUUGUACUCCCCCGAUUCACUAAGAAAUAAAACUAAUUCACAGCUCUGUGUGUUUCUUCUUCCC